AUGGAUCCUGAAUCUCAGACUUCAGGUCAUCGAGCAGACCUGACUCACCUGUCCCCUCCCCCGCAGUACGGCUCCGCCUCCUCGCUCCCGCACGUGCUCAGUGUGUCGUCUCUGCGCUCCUCGCUGCUCUCGCUCUGCUGGUCGUCCCUCAGCCUCAGCUCACUGCUGCCCCCCGAUGGACAGAGUCUGAACUGCAGCCAACUCAACGCCGCCCUGUCCUGGUCCCACGCCCGCCUCCGCUCGGACCCCAGGGGCCCCGGACCGGACCACAGGGACCACAGGGACCACAGGGACCACAGGGACCACAGGGACCACAGGGGCCACAGACCGGACCCCCGGGACCACAGGACCACAGGGACCACAGGGACCACAGGGACCACCAGGGACCACAGGGACCAGAGUCCUCCUGCAGACCUUCACAUGGGAGAGCGUCCUCUUCUGUUGGUUGGGAUUCUUCAGCUUCCGUCUCCAGGAUCUGAGUCUCAGAGUCUGGAGCUUCGAGACGCCACCGGGACUGUGUCCUGUGUGGUGACAGAGACCGACCCGGACCUGGACCGGGACCUGGACCGGGACCUGGACCGGGACCGAGACCAGGACCGAGACCGGGAUCAGGACCAGGACCUGGACCGGGCCUCAGGGCGGGAGCAGACUGCGGCCUUCAGCACGGCCUGGAUCGGCUGCCUCGUGUGUGUGCGUCACUUCACCAUGGUAACGGAGAGAUUCAUCCAAUCAGAGUUUCCCUCCUUCAAACACCUGGAUCAGGAACAUUUCAUCUCCCACAAGGAAACCAGGUUUUACCUGCAGUUCUCGCUCGAUCACGUCUCUGUGCUCAGUCCUUCUGUUGCCAUGGAGAUUCAGCAGCGUCAGGGGGCGGGGCCUGGCCGUGAUGCGAGCGGCGAGGAGGCGGAGCCAGAGGACAGGAAGAGGAAGAAGAGAAAAACCGACGAAGGGGGCGGAGUCUGCUCAGGGGGCGGAGCCACAGCCUGCGUUUCCGUGGUGAUUCGGGUGGAGCAGAAAGAGGGCGUGGCCUUGAGGAACGUGGGGGCGGGGUCUACGCUGUCAUUCAACCUGAAAGCCGCUGUGAUUGGUCCAGUCGUCUGCUGGGGGCGGGACCCAAAGAACCAUCCAAUCACAGAGCGAGAGGUCACAGCGCGAGAAAAUAAGGAUCCGAGCGUUCUGAUUGGCCGUGCUGUUACCGGGCAGACGGGGGUGGAGCUUCACGCUGACGCCGCCCUCCAGGUGCAUCCUGAUUGGAGGAUUCACACUGUGCCCCGCCCCCAGACCACCGCUCCACAGUCAUGUGACCUGAGUCUGGACGACGUCAUCAACUCCAGGUCUGAUCUGGUGAGUUUUCGUGCUCUGGUUUUGGAGAGAGUUGGAGUCACCGACAGGAGCCAAGACCCAACACAGACAGGAUCCGAGCGUUCUGAUUGGCCGUGCUGUUACCGGGCAGACGGGGUGGAGCUUCACGCUGACGCCGCCCUCCAGGUGCAUCCUGAUUGGAGGAUUCACACUGUGCCCCGCCCCCAGACCACCGCUCACAGUCAUGUGACCGAGUCUGGAUGA
This is a messenger RNA of Boleophthalmus pectinirostris (great blue-spotted mudskipper), 1566 nucleotides long. RefSeq names its product CTS telomere maintenance complex component 1 (gene ctc1). The coding region runs from base 1 to 1566 and encodes 521 amino acids. Lineage: Eukaryota; Metazoa; Chordata; Actinopteri; Gobiiformes; Gobiidae. Gene Ontology annotation, biological process: telomere maintenance via telomere lengthening; positive regulation of DNA replication. The transcript has 9 exons. Gene Ontology annotation, molecular function: single-stranded DNA binding; telomeric repeat DNA binding. The record is from RefSeq and is a predicted model, not a curated record. Gene Ontology annotation, cellular component: CST complex.